Spinacia oleracea (spinach) is the source of this 1883-nucleotide messenger RNA. RefSeq lists its product as uncharacterized. NCBI's taxonomy places the organism in Eukaryota, Viridiplantae, Streptophyta, Magnoliopsida, Caryophyllales, Amaranthaceae. The record is from RefSeq and is a predicted model, not a curated record. The transcript has 8 exons. The coding region runs from base 215 to 1468 and encodes 417 amino acids.
GACAUUCCAAACGUCUCAUUGCCGUUCUCUAAAAUGAAAAACAAAAAGUAACUGCAAGAUUUCAAGAACAAAUAGACAGAGAAGUUGCUUUGUCUGUUGACUGUUGAGUAGCAAAAAUUCAAAUUUCUCCAAAAGACGGUUUGCAAACUUCAUUUGGUACACAUAUUACCUUCACUUUUCAGGCGUGAAUUGAUAGAAUUUGACGACUUUGUCAAUGGCGUACGUUGCACCACACAAACGGCUGUCAAAGACCCAAGGGGGGGACCCACCUCCCACGCCUGUGCUUCCCAACUUUGAGAAGAGUCUUAGUCUAAAUUCAUCAAGAUCAGGUUCUGGUAAGAGGAUGGAUAAGAGUACCUCACAUGUGAAGGGAAUUGUUUAUGCUAAUGGCUCUAUAUCAAGAUGGCUGGCAGUUCCGUCAAUGGAUGUUCUGCAGCUUCCAUCUUCAUUAAGCUUGGUUCCAGCUACCAUUGAUUCUCCGUUGUUGAAAUCUGAAGAUAAAAUGUUCACCUUAGUUAAUGGGCAGUCACAAGCAGAGCACCAUGGCAUUAAGAGCUGUCAAUUGGAGAAAAUGUGGGCAUCAGUUGCUGAAACUGUACAUGCAGAUCUGCUUUCAGCUUUUCAGAAUAUAAGAAAUGAAAUGGUGGAUCAAAAUCCGGAAGAAUUCAAGACUGCAGUUGUUGCGAGAUUCGGAAAAGUGGUUUUUCGUCGGAAGAAUCCUUCGCACGACCUAGAUUUUACCAAGGAAAAUUCAGUUUCUGAAUCUUAUGUAAAGCAACAGCGGAGAAUGUUCUAUACAACUGUUCCUGUAGAAUACAUGGACCACAUUAAAAUCGCGGCUGUCCCUGAGCUCGGUGUUCAUUUUGAGGGGGAAAAAGAGCUUUAUUAUGUAAAGCUGGCUGAUGCUAAACGUCCCAAUUCAGUAGUAUCUUGCAAAUGUAGAAUCCAUAAAGAUGAACAGAAACUUGAACUCUACAAGAUUGAAUUAAACCCAGUGCGCCAUGUAGUUAUAGAUAUGUCUUGCAUUGCAAAGAAUGUGGACCUAAGGUUGGCGCUAUGCACAAAGAAGACCUUAAUAGCUCUUCGGGAUGAAGAAAUGGAAGAAAUAAGAAGUCUUAUUAGUUCAGCGAUUUUCGACCCAAAUGUGAAAGGUGGUCUUAGGUGGUCUUUAGGGAAAGGUAAGUCUGGCGGUCAGUACAAUGUUGUUGGUGUGUGGCACACCAAGGAAGACAUCUUCCGUAACCCGUUUAUGAAGCUAAAAGUGAGAAAGGCUGAUCGAUAUGAUUUCCUUACUUCAACGGGUGAAGUUACAGGGGAAGUUGUUCUUCGGCUGAUACAGAUAAUGAACCUACUGGUGCAGGGAAGUGAGGCUAUAGAUGUUUUGACCAUGCUUGAAGAUGCACUGAAAUUGAUUGAGAAACACUUCCUAGCAUGGGAGGGUAGUCUGCACUCUGCAGUGAAUCAGUAACAAACUAAGUAAUAUCGCGUGUUCUCAGUUAUGUAAAUUUGGUUCUUUAACGUUAGCAACUGAGGCGUAUACCAGUCCAUCUCACGGCGUAGUUUUAUCGUGACUCUUGUCGUACAACUUUUUCUAACUUCCUACGGAGUAUAUAUGGCUUAUUCUCCUAGCAUGUACGAGGGGAAAUACUAGUUUAACGUCCUCCUCUAGUAUUGAUAGACGACCGAGAUAUGUAUAUAUUGCUGUAUCUCUGCAUUUUCUAUUUUGUGUAAGAUUUUGCAAAGGGGGUUUCUUUUGAGAAUUCUUGGAUGUGAAUUGUACUUUCCCCCUUGUGUUGUCCACUGGACUCGGCUAAUUAUGCGACUUUGUUAUGUUAUUGUUUGUGGAAGAUUUGACAGAAAAAAGAUGGUUUUUUUUUGGUCCA